Molecule: messenger RNA, 3580 nt
Organism: Ylistrum balloti
Lineage: Eukaryota; Metazoa; Mollusca; Bivalvia; Pectinida; Pectinidae
Product: vacuolar protein-sorting-associated protein 36-like
Exons: 13
Coding region: 2-1150 (382 amino acids)
Biological process (GO): protein transport to vacuole involved in ubiquitin-dependent protein catabolic process via the multivesicular body sorting pathway
Cellular component (GO): ESCRT II complex; late endosome membrane
Molecular function (GO): ubiquitin binding; phosphatidylinositol-3-phosphate binding
Source: RefSeq, a predicted model, not a curated record
AAUGGACAGAUUUGAGUGGGGUGACGAUAGUUUUCUUCCAGGAGAACGACAAGUAUUGCAGCAACGAGGUGUGGCUCUGUAUGAUGGCCAUGAUAAGACUUCUUUUCAAGAUGGAAUUCUGGUUUUGUCCACACAUAAGCUAAUAUGGAAAGAUAUCAGGGACAGGUCUCGUAUUUUGGUAUUACACCUGUCCCUCGUGGUGUUUCUGGAGGAACAAGCAUCAGGAUUUGCUAAAAGUGCCAAGAUAGUAGUCCAUCUAAAUGCUGCACCAAGUCAAAAACCUCCUGGACCUGUGGCUCAUAGUGUCAACAGUUUCAUCAGACUCUCCUUCAGGGAAGCGGGCGAAAGAGAGUUUAAUCAGGCAUUUUCUGAACAGCUUCAACAUAGAUUAUGGGAACAAAGUAUACCAACAGCAGUCCCUGGAACUAAGAGCGGGAAACACCGGGCAGGAAUUAUGGGUAUUGAACGAUCUCUGAAACAAAAACAGAAAGAUACAGAUAAAGAUAUCUCUAAAGCUUUUGAAGAUCUUAGUAAACUUAUGGAAAAGGCAAAGGAGAUGGUUAACUUAUCCAAAACGAUAGCAACUAAAAUAAAAGAACGACAAGGAGAAAUAACAGAAGAUGAGACUGUGAAGUUUAAGUCCUAUUUACUCAGUAUGGGUAUUCCCGACCCUGUGACAAGAGAAACACAUGGAACAGGCGACAAGUACUACUCGGAGCUGGCAAAACAGUUGUCCAAGGUCUUAGAGAAACAACUUCAGGAGUGUGGAGGAAUUAUGACAUUAACUGAUGUUUACUGUCGUGUGAACAGAGCAAGGGGAAUGGAGUUGCUUUCGCCGGAAGAUAUGUUGCAUGCAUGUGAAAUGUUAGAGUCUUUACGUCUUCCAAUAAGAUUAAAGGUAUUUGACAGUGGAGUGAUAGUGCUACAACUACAGUCACAUGACGAGGAACAAGUGAUAAGUGAUGUAACAGACCUUGUUGAAGAGAAGACGUCAUUGACUGCUGAAGAAUUGGCCCAAUUACAAGGUGUAUCUGUGAUAUUGUCUAAAGAGAGGUUAUUGUUGACGGAGAAAGUUGGUGGAAUAUGUAGAGAUGAAACAGUAGAGGGACUUAGGUUUUACAGCAAUUUCUUUCUAACAAGGACAGAUUAAUGUCAACUAUUUAAGCAUAUGGAGUCAGGAAAAUGGGCCAUUUUCGUUCCAAGUUUCAGCAACAGGGUUAUGAAUUAUUUGGUUUAAAAGGAUGUUUUAAAGGAAAGUAAAAUAAAUCUGUGUCCAGCCAACAUGUUAAAUCUGAGCCCUAUGAUUUCAAACUGAUGUUAACAGCUUCUCUUCAACUCUACGUCACAAACUAUGUAAUAUAGCCUAGAUAGCAGGAAAGGGGAACAACCCAUUUGUUUCCACUGAAUGAAGUUAAUAAAGAUGGAGAACAAGAUAAGACUAGGUUUAAAGCCUAGACAUUACUACAACAAGAUUAUUGGUGAAAGGAUAAACAAUGCACAACAGAGAGGUCACAGGAUCAGUGGAGGCUUUAUUAAUAAGGACUGUCAAGUUGAUAUUGGGAUAAAGGAGUUAAAGCAGACAGUGAGGUAACCACUCCCUGUCAGUGCUUACUGUGGCUAGAUAGUGAGGUAACCACUCCUAUCAGUGCUUACUGUGACUAGAUAGUGAGGUAACCACUCCCUGUCAGUGCUUACUGUGGCUAGAUAGUGAGGUAACCACUCCUAUCAGUGCUUACUGUGACUAGAUAGUGAGGUAACCACUCCUAUCAGUACUUACUGUGACUAGGCAGUGAGAUAACCACUCCCUAUCAGUGCUUACUGUGACUAGACAGUGAGGUAACCACUCCCUAUCAGUGCUUACUGUGGCUAGACAGUGAGAUAACCACUCCCUAUCAGUACUUACUGUGACUAGAUAGUGAGGUAAACACUCCUAUCAGUACUUACUGUGACUAGGCAGUGAGAUAGCCAUUCCCUAUCAGUGCUUACUGUGACUAGAUAGUAAGGUAACCACUCCUAUCAGUGCUUACUGUGGCUAGAUAGUGAGGUAACCACUCCCUGUCAGUGCUUACUGUGGCUAGAUAGUGAGGUAACCACUCCUAUCAGUGCUUACUGUGGCUAGAUAGUGAGGUAACCACUCCUAUCAGUGCUUACUGUGGCUUGACAGUGAGGUAACCACUCCUAUCAGUGCUUACUGUGGCUAGAUAGUGAGGUAACCACUCCUAUCAGUGCUUACUGUGGCUUGACAGUGAGGUAACCACUUCCUAUCAGUGCUUACUGUGACUAGGCAGUGAGAUAGCCAUUCCCUAUCAGUGCUUACUGUGGCUAGAUAGUGAGGUAACCACUCCCUGUCAGUGCUUACUGUGGCUAGAUAGUGAGGUAACCACUCCUAUCAGUGCUUACUGUGGCUAGAUAGUGAGGUAACCACUCCUAUCAGUGCUUACUGUGGCUUGACAGUGAGGUAACCACUCAUAUCAGUGCUUACUGUGGCUAGACAGUGAGAUAACCACUCCCUGUCAGUGCUUACUGUGACUAGAUAGUGAGGUAACCACUUCUAUCAGUACUUACUGUGACAAGACAGUGAGGUAACCACUCCCAAUCAGUGCUUACUGUGACUAGACAGGGAGGUAACCACUCCCUAUCAGUGCUUAAUAUGACUAGACAGUGAGGUAACCACUCCCUGUCAGUGCUUACUGUGACUAGACAGUGAGGUAACCACUCCCUAUCAGUGUUACUGUGGCUAGACAGUGAGGUAACCACUCCCUAUCAGUGUUACUGUGGCUAGACAGUGAGGUAACAACUCCCUAUCAGUGUUACUGUGGCUAGACAGUGAGGUAACCACUCCCUAUCAGUGUUACUGUGGCUAGACAGUGAGGUAACCGGAUAAGUGGUGACUGGAUUGUGUGAUUUAUGAUCCAUGAAGGUGGGUUGAUAGUUUAACAUCCACUGAAAAUCUUCUGUCCAGGAUAUUGUCUAUAUUCUAUAUAUCAUUAAGGGGCAGGUUUUUUUGGACUGCAGUCACUUGUGACACCAUGCAGAUUUAAGACUAGAUGAUAAUGAUAAUAGUGAUGGAUAAUUCGUUAAAAUCCAUAAAUGGCUUUUUGAUGUAGUAAAUCGAUUAAAUUAUUGGCUGACUGAAUUCAAUAUUCAUAGAAAGGGAAUAUAUUCUCCAUUACAGUAAUAUUUUUAUUUUUUUGUUAAUUUUAACUUAAAAUACUUCACUUACGUUGAAUUAACAUAAAAAUGAAUUGGCAGUUAGCAUCUUUAUUAUAUUUAAUAUGAUAUAUUUUUCAUGGAAAAUACGAAGGUUCUGAUGAUUGAUUAUGGAAAUUGUAAUCGAACAUAGCAAGAGAUGAGGUUAAACAAUUAGAUGAUUGAUUAUAUCCGAGCAUCAUCCCAUCACUAUAUCUAACUAGUGGAGAAGUGUUACUGAGUGGAUGGUACUAUACAGCCACAUUUUAGAGGUGAAUCAUGUAUUUUUGUUAACUGUUUAAGUAAAAGAUUAUAAAUCAAGUUUCAUUAAAGGUUUCUGUAGUAUGUUUUUUGUUGAUAAAUGAAAAUUAAACAUUCAGUAUUUACCUUA